Messenger RNA from Zingiber officinale, 854 nucleotides. RefSeq names its product ethylene-responsive transcription factor ERF109-like. The record is from RefSeq and is a predicted model, not a curated record. The transcript has a single exon. The coding region runs from base 44 to 697 and encodes 217 amino acids. Gene Ontology annotation, molecular function: DNA binding; DNA-binding transcription factor activity. Lineage: Eukaryota; Viridiplantae; Streptophyta; Magnoliopsida; Zingiberales; Zingiberaceae. Gene Ontology annotation, biological process: ethylene-activated signaling pathway; regulation of DNA-templated transcription.
CCAGCGUCAGUACUCCACGACCACUCGCCGAAGCUUCAGUUCGAUGGUAGCAAACAAAGACGACUGCCUCCACCUCCAAACCGCCAUUUCAUCCGCUAAUGAAGACUACUGCUUAUUCUCCCGCCAGCAGGAGCACUCCGUCAUUGUCAAGGCCCUCAUCCAUGUCAUCUCCGGCUACCCGUCGCCCGAGCUCCCCCAAGCCUCCGGCGCCUGCUCGACGUGCGGCAUUGGAGGAUGCCUCGGUUGCCACUUCUUCGGAGAAGAACCGCGAUCCGCCACCAAGGCGAUCCACGGUGGCACGAUGGCAACGCCGCCAGCGAGGCCGCGGAAGAAAAAGAAGAAGAACAAGUACCGGGGCGUGCGGCAGCGGCCGUGGGGGAAGUGGGCGGCAGAGAUCCGGGACCCGAGGAGGGCAGUGCGCAAGUGGCUGGGAACGUUCGAUACAGCGGAGGAGGCGGCUCGGGCCUACGACGCUGCUGCCAUCGAGUUCCGCGGCGCCCGGGCCAAGCUCAAUUUCCCCUUCCCCGAGCAUCGCGGAGGCCACGAGAUCUCCAGCUGCCAGUCCAGCACCCUCACGUCGUCGUCGGCGUCUCACCCUCAAAUGGACGGCGAGCAGCAGCAGGGACAAGGGCAGGAAUCGGUGGACUUGUGGGAAGGGCUGCAGGAUUUGAUGACGUUGGAUGAGCAUCCAUGUUGAUGAUUCCUCCUUCGUUGACCGUGUCUAAAUAAAGUCAAACAUGUUAUAUUCCUUUCCUACAUCUGGACGACAUUUUAAAAUCGUGUCCCAGAAGAUGCUGUAGAAUGGUAUCUCGGCUUCAUGUGAUAAAUCUGCUGAUCUGAUAUCGUGUUCGAUC